Messenger RNA from Opisthocomus hoazin, 2304 nucleotides. It is a transcript of the gene LRFN2, whose product is annotated as leucine rich repeat and fibronectin type III domain containing 2. Gene Ontology annotation, cellular component: cell surface; postsynaptic density membrane. NCBI's taxonomy places the organism in Eukaryota, Metazoa, Chordata, Aves, Opisthocomiformes, Opisthocomidae. The record is from RefSeq and is a predicted model, not a curated record. Gene Ontology annotation, molecular function: protein binding.
GUGUGAUUUACCAUGGAAAAAUUGCUCUGCAGCAUCCUGGUGUUUGGAAUGGCUGUCAUGGUCAACGCUUGUCCCAAAUAUUGUGUCUGUCAGAACCUGUCUGAGUCUCUGGGGACUUUGUGUCCCUCCAAGGGUCUCCUAUUUGUACCACUAGACAUAGAUCGAAGGACCGUUGAACUCCGACUUGGGGGCAACUUUAUUAUUAACAUCAGCCGACAGGAUUUUGCCAAUAUGUCUGGACUUGUUGACCUUACUUUGUCCAGGAACACCAUCAGUUACAUACAGCCCUACUCUUUCACUGACUUGGAGAGCCUUCGAUCUUUACAUCUGGACAGCAACAGGCUACCUGACAUUGGAGAGGAUAUUCUGAGAGGCUUAAUUAACCUUCAGCAUUUGAUUUUAAACAAUAACCAGCUAAGCAGCAUCUCUGAUGAAGCCUUUGAGGAUUUUUUACUGACACUGGAAGACUUAGACCUUUCCUACAACAACCUCCGAAGCAUUCCCUGGGAAUCUAUAAGGAAGAUGAUAAACUUGCACCAGCUCAGUUUGGAUCAUAACCUGAUAGAUUACAUUACAGAGGGGACGUUUGCAGAUCUUCAGAAAUUGGCCAGAUUGGACCUAACAUCCAACAGACUUCAGAAGCUCCCCCCCGACCCUAUAUUUGCCAGAUCUCAAGCAAUUCCAUUAGCCGUUACCCCGUUUUCUCCACCUUUAUCUCUCAGCUUUGGGGGCAACCCACUGCAUUGCAACUGCGAGCUAUUGUGGUUAAGGCGACUUGACAGAGAUGACGAUAUGGAAACUUGUGCUUCUCCUCCAGGUCUAAAGGGAAGGUACUUCUGGUAUGUACGGGAAGAAGAAUUUGUUUGUGAGCCUCCUCUUAUUACACAACAUACUCACAAGUUGCUGGUUUUAGAAGGGCAAACUGCCACACUGAAAUGCAAAGCCAUUGGGGAUCCCACCCCCAUCAUUCAUUGGGUGGCCCCUGAUGACCGACUCAUUGGGAACUCUUCGAGGACAGCUGUCUAUGAGAAUGGCACGUUAGAUAUCCUCAUCACCACCUCCAAGGAUUACGGGACUUUUACAUGCAUAGCAGCCAAUGCUGCUGGAGAGUCCACUGCAACAAUUGAGCUCUCAAUUGUUCAGCUCCCCCAUCUCAGCAAUGGCACAGGCCGAGCAGCCCCACCGAAAUCCAGACUUUCAGACAUCACCAGCUCCAGCAAGUCUAAUCGUGGGGAAACAAAAGGCCCACCAGAAAGGUCUGUUCUGGUGUCAGAUGUGACCACUACCUCAGCUUUGGUCAAGUGGACAGUGAGCAAGUCGGCCCCUCGGGUAAAAAUGUAUCAGCUGCAGUAUAAUUGCUCAGAUGAUGAAGUCCUGAUCUACAGGAUGAUUCCAGCUACAAACAAAGCCUUUGUCGUAAACAACCUUGUUUCCGGAACAGGCUAUGACCUCUGUGUCUUGGCAAUGUGGGAUGACACGGCCACGACCCUUACCGCCACCAAUAUUGUGGGAUGCGCCCAAUUCUUCACCAAAGAAGACUACCCUCAGUGCCAGUCGAUGCACAGCCAGUUCCUGGGUGGGACCAUGAUUCUGAUCAUUGGGGGCAUCAUUGUGGCAACUCUUUUGGUAUUCAUUGUAAUACUCAUGGUCCGCUAUAAGGUCUGCAACAAUUCACAGGGGAAGAUGUCUAACGUCAGCAAUGUCUACUCACAGACCAAUGGAGCACAACCAGUUCAGAACGGAGUCUUGCCCCAAGUCAAUCCCAAAGUGGUGGUGAGAAAUGAACUUAUGGAGUUUAACUGUCAGUCUGCGCGGAGCAGCAUCUCCUCUUCCUCCAGCUCUGCAAAUAGCCGUAACUGUGAUGACUAUAGCCUCCAAAGUGAACAGGGCACAUUGUCCAGUAAGUGGAGGCCUCCUUCCAGGUCAAAACACAAUAUUGACCGGCUAAUGGGAGCUUUUGCCUCCCUGGAACUGAAAUGUCAGAAAAAGGAGGAGAUGACAGACUCCAGAACUUCCACAGUGGCCCGCCACUCGGACAAAGAGCCACUGCUGGGCGAGCCAGAGUCCAAAUUUCGCAGCCUCCUCAUGUUGCCUCUAGAGGGCAAAACUAAACGUAGCCAUUCUUUUGACAUGGGGGACUUUGCUACAUCUCAGUGUUGCACCUACCCAAAAAAGAUAACAAACAUUUGGACAAAGAGAAGCCUCUCGGUGAAUGGCAUGUUGUUGCAGUAUGAUGACAAUGACCUAACAGGGGCGAAGGGGACUUUUGGGAGCUCAGAGUGGGUAAUGGAAAGCACGGUGUAA